Molecule: messenger RNA, 1497 nt
Organism: Loa loa (African eye worm)
Lineage: Eukaryota; Metazoa; Nematoda; Chromadorea; Rhabditida; Onchocercidae
Exons: 10
Coding region: 1-1497 (498 amino acids)
Biological process (GO): dolichol-linked oligosaccharide biosynthetic process
Cellular component (GO): UDP-N-acetylglucosamine transferase complex
Source: RefSeq, a predicted model, not a curated record
AUGGUUGGGCUAAUUUUACAAAGCCAAACGAAGUCUCAGAAUCAGCCACAACAAUACGGUCCAGCAAAAGAAGGGAGUAUCAUAAAUAUCGAAGCCAUAUCAAUGGGUAAAGAUAAAGCGGAAAGAGGCAGAUCAACUAUAUACACAUCAGUUGCGCCUUCGAUUUUCCAAGCAGAACCCGUGAUACCAUUUGUGACAAUGCCAAACAAUACUCCUUCCUUACGGGAGAAUACUUUUCUCAGUACAGCAAAAUUGGCGACACGAAGCAAAAGGAAACAGAAAGGUGGUGGAAAUGGCCUAAUGAUAAUUGCUAUUAUGCAUCUUCUUCUUGCAUGUGGCUUGAUAGACUUAGGUAUGUUUCUCACUAUUCGAUUCAAUCACUAUGGUCAUGUUUGGCCAGAUAGUUAUGCAAAGUUAUCUGUUUCAGAAUAUCGGCUUUACCGCAACCAGAUGCUUUCUAUCCGUGUCCUCUACUCACCUGUAACAAUAGCUAUUGGCUUAAUGAUAUUUUUCCCGAAAAGCAUUUAUUUAUUGAUUAUUUUCAUUUCCAAAGUGUCAUUUUAUAGAGCAGCGAUCGUUGAUGGGGGCAUUUCCUUUCUUGCUCUUACUUAUGCUUGUAUUACCGGUUCACAUGCAUAUGUUAUAUUGCACGGUAUUUCAAAGAUUGAUAUCGAGGACCGCAGUGAUAUCCUUUGUUAUGCCAUCAGAGGUCCGCGUGAAAAAGCACCGCAAGCAUUACGUGAUCGGUGCUUGCUGGUUGCAUAUAAAAUGUUUGGUGAUCAUUUAUCGUUGCAAUCCAUAAUUGCUAUACUUGUAAUCAUCAACGUAGAAAGUAGUGGGAUGUUUGUGCAACUAGUGUUGUUGUUACUGGUGACACUUUUGGUGUUUAUUUUGCUUUACAUUCGAUACGUCAAACGUCAUUCAUGCGUGGACCAGAACAUGGCAAAAAGGAAACGUCCGUCAAUGUCAAUACGAAUGUGUUGCGUCGCUGGAUCUGGUGGGCAUACUGCUGAAUUACUGACCCUAAUGUCUGCCUUUAGACAACAGUUUAAUAAUCUCAUAUAUAUUGUUUCCGACACUGAUAAGCUAAGCGAGCAAAAGAUAAUCGAAUUUGAGAAAUCACAAGGCGCAGGAAACUUCCGGAUAGAACAAAUAAGUAGAAGCCGGGAAGUAAAACAAAGCUACAUUACCUCAAUAUUCACAACAAUUUGGGCCUGCAUUGAAACCUUGUUUUUGGUGUGGCGAAUAAGGCCUGAUGCAGUGAUCUGCAAUGGACCAGGUGUUUGCUUACCAGUUUGUUUUGCUGUAGCGUUGUUUGAUUUGCUACGACUUCGUGAUGUGCAGUUGUUUUAUGUUGAAAGUUUAUGUCGGGUUAAAAAGUUAUCAUUAACCGGACAGAUUUUAUAUGAAUCACGCAUUACUGACAUUUUUUUUGUACACUGGGAAGAUCUUAUUCAGCGUUAUCCACGUGUUGUUCUGAUACCGUGCACUAAGUAG